Molecule: messenger RNA, 310 nt
Organism: Staurois parvus
Lineage: Eukaryota; Metazoa; Chordata; Amphibia; Anura; Ranidae
Source: the annotation of a GenBank genome assembly
AACCAGUAAGGAGGUGAAGAGAAUACGAAGUGCAGCUGUAAAAUAAUAAUUAUUGAAAAAAAUACUACCAAAAAGCAUCUAAACUAUUCUUUUGUCAUUACAUCACUUUUGAAUUUUUAUUGAGUUGUAGGCAAGGGCGGACUGACAACUCAUGGGGCCCCCGGGCAAUAGGGGUCAUGGGGCCCCUGUGUCCUUGCCCAAACUCAAAAAAGCCUAUGAAAAAGGUACCAGGGGCAUCUCAUGGGGCCCCCUACUGACCCCGGGCCCUCGGGCAGUGCCAGGGUUUCCAAAUGGUCAGUCCGUCCCUGGU